CCGAGGGAGAGACACGCCGCCGGAGCCGCUCCUGGCCGCGUUGAUAAGACUGCAGGCAACUCUCGACGACAUCCCCAGCUGUGAAUUCAAGACGAAGGGUCUCUGGACGGACAUCGAGAAGCGACAGCAGAGGCUGGAGAAGCUGCAGGAAGGAAUUUUUCAGAAGAUGAAUGACAUUGCCCGCAUCGAAAUGGAGUAUCCCUCGGCCACAGAGUGCCAGGAUCCCUUCCAGUGGAUGUCUGGCGGCUGCUACUACCACUCGGGCAGGGAGAGGGCCACGUGGGGGGAGGCACGCUUUGCCUGCGGGCGGAUGGGCGCCGACCUCGCCCACCCCGCAGAUAACUGGUCCUUGAAAGACUACACGAGACAAAUCUCCUCGUCAGGCUACGGCUACUACUUCAUCGGCGGGCGUGCGGACAACAGCUCUGGCUUCCGCGACUGGCACUGGGUGGACGGGCGGCCGGUGGCCAUCGAGCACCGCAUGUACUCGCAGCCCCCGGGCCUCGGCGAGUGCCUGGUCAUCGACGGGGCUGGCACUCACAGCAUGAAGGCCAAGAGCUGCGACGCGUACAAGCGAUGGUACAUUUGCGAGUUGAAAGUGAGGUCGGCGUGAGGAGAAACCCAGAGGGAUAAGGAAAGAAAACUGAUUUAGUUGGAAGUAAAAUGGUGUAUGUUUUUGAGGAGCUUUUCGUUUUGAGAUAAUGGUAUCUCGUGUAGGUUAUAUGGCGUGUUGUAUAAUGUUUAAGCGCUUAUGCAAAAGCUGAACAAAUGUCUGAAAGAACUAAUUUCCUUGAUUUUGGCCGAACAUUAAGGGCAAGAACUUAUAUGCUUGAGAAACUCCAUUAAUCUCAUAAUAAAAUAACAAUCCAUA
Messenger RNA from Penaeus monodon (black tiger shrimp), 871 nucleotides. Its product is annotated as C-type lectin domain family 4 member G-like. NCBI's taxonomy places the organism in Eukaryota, Metazoa, Arthropoda, Malacostraca, Decapoda, Penaeidae. The record is from RefSeq and is a predicted model, not a curated record.